GGCGGCUGGCGUCGAGAAAGUACAGUAAAAAGUCCAAGUGCAGCGCUCGGCAAGAUGGGAACCGGCUCCUCCAGCUACCGGCCCAAGGCCAUCUACUUGGACAUCGAUGGACGCAUUCAGAAGGUGGUCUUUAGCAAGUAUUGCAACUCCAGUGAUAUUAUGGACCUGUUCUGCAUCGCUACCGGCCUGCCUCGGAACACCACCAUUUCCCUCCUGACCACGGAUGACGCCAUGGUCUCCAUCGACCCCACCAUGCCCGCCAAUUCAGAACGAACUCCCUACAAAGUGAGACCCGUGGCCAUCAAGCAACUCUCUGAGAAAGAAGAACUGAUCCAGAACGUGCUGACCCAGGUGGCGGAGCAGUUCUCAAGAGCUUUUAAAAUCAACGAGCUGAAAGCUGAAGUUGCAAAUCACUUGGCAGUGCUGGAGAAGCGCGUCGAAUUGGAAGGACUAAAAGUGGUGGAGAUUGAGAAAUGCAAGAGUGACAUUAAAAAGAUGAGGGAGGAGCUGGCAGCCAGAAGCAACAGGACCAGCUGUCCCUGCAAGUACAGUUUUUUGGAUAAUAACAAGAAGUUGACGCCUCGACGCGAUGUCCCCUCUUACCCCAAGUACCUGCUGUCCCCCGAGACCAUAGACGCCCUGCGGAAGCCCACCUUCGAUGUCUGGCUCUGGGAGCCCAAUGAGAUGCUGAGCUGCCUGGAGCACAUGUACCAUGACCUGGGCCUGGUCAGGGACUUCAGCAUCAACCCCAUCACGCUCAAGAGGUGGCUGCUGUGCGUGCACGACAACUACCGGAACAACCCUUUCCACAACUUCCGGCACUGCUUCUGCGUCGCCCAGAUGAUGUACAGCAUGAUCUGGUUCUGCGGGCUGCAGGAGAAGUUUUCGCAAAUGGACAUCCUGGUCCUAAUGACUGCGGCCAUCUGCCAUGACUUGGAUCAUCCAGGCUACAACAACACGUACCAGAUCAAUGCCCGCACGGAGCUGGCUGUCCGCUACAAUGACAUCUCGCCCCUGGAGAACCACCACUGCGCCGUGGCCUUCCAGAUCCUCAACCAGCCCGAGUGCAACAUCUUCUCCAACGUGUCACCGGAGGGCUUCAAGCAAAUCAGGCAGGGAAUGAUCACGUUAAUCUUGGCCACUGACAUGGCGAGGCAUGCGGAAAUCAUGGACUCUUUCAAAGAGAAAAUGGAGAAUUUUGACUACAGCAACAAGGAGCAUGUGACCCUUCUGAAGAUGAUACUGAUCAAAUGCUGUGACAUCUCCAACGAGGUCCGCCCCAUGGAGGUGGCAGAACCGUGGGUGGACUGUUUGUUGGAGGAAUAUUUCAUGCAGAGUGACCGUGAGAAGUCAGAGGGCCUCCCCGUGGCCCCAUUCAUGGACCGGGACAAAGUGACCAAAGCCACAGCCCAAAUCGGCUUCAUCAAGUUCGUCCUGAUCCCGAUGUUUGAGACGGUGACCAAGCUCUUCCCCGUGGUUGAGGAGCUCAUGCUGCAGCCGCUAUGGGAGUCCCGAGAUCGCUACGAGGAGCUGAAGCAGAUGGACGAUGCCGUUAGGGAGCAGAAGGCUGAGAGCCUGACGUCUGGGAGCGCCACGUCAAGAGAGAAAAGCAGAGACUUCGGGAAACAGAGUGAAGCAGACUGUGCCUGAAGAAAGCAGAGAGCUGCAGACUACUGCUCUGGACCCGGCCGGCCAAGCUUCACAGGAUCGUCCGUGCAGGAAAAAGUGGUCCUGAGUGCCUGCCACCACGAGAGCAUUUUCUAAGAACCAUUUUGUUCACUGAUACAAAAAAACAGGACUUCACAAGCUGUACAGAAUUUUUAUUUUUAAACUGUCUUUUAAAUAAUAUAUUCUUAUAAAGAAA
Messenger RNA from Cervus elaphus (red deer), 1864 nucleotides. It is a transcript of the gene PDE9A, whose product is annotated as phosphodiesterase 9A. Gene Ontology annotation, molecular function: 3',5'-cyclic-GMP phosphodiesterase activity. The transcript has 19 exons. The coding region runs from base 55 to 1650 and encodes 531 amino acids. The record is from RefSeq and is a predicted model, not a curated record. Lineage: Eukaryota; Metazoa; Chordata; Mammalia; Artiodactyla; Cervidae. Gene Ontology annotation, biological process: cGMP catabolic process.